Molecule: messenger RNA, 1911 nt
Organism: Sinocyclocheilus anshuiensis
Lineage: Eukaryota; Metazoa; Chordata; Actinopteri; Cypriniformes; Cyprinidae
Product: inositol-tetrakisphosphate 1-kinase-like
Exons: 11
Coding region: 415-1617 (400 amino acids)
Biological process (GO): inositol trisphosphate metabolic process
Cellular component (GO): cytoplasm
Molecular function (GO): ATP binding; inositol-1,3,4-trisphosphate 6-kinase activity; inositol-3,4,5,6-tetrakisphosphate 1-kinase activity
Source: RefSeq, a predicted model, not a curated record
ACGUGAGUAAUCGCGUUGCACUGGCGCCCCCUUGCGGCAACAUUCAUUCACACUAUCGACUAUUCAGCGGCAGCAAGGCAAUAGCGGUACAAACCUGUCAUGCUUUAGGAGGGACACACACGCACACACACAAGCUAGCCGGACUGAAUUGAGCCCAGCCCCACCUCAGGAGGCGUCUGGAUUGAGAGCAGAUCGCAUUCGAUCCAUCUGAUCAUCACCAGAGCGCCUUUAAUUCUCAGUCUCAGCGACAGACAGACAGCAACACGAGUCAUGGAGACCAGACUGCCCUCCAGCUAGCUAACUGCUAUCCGGUCGGAGCCCGAAAACAUGCGCUAGACAGGGUAUUAUUAGAAGACUGUUUCCUGUUUUCACUGGAGUGACACUGCUGUCACAUCUGGCCAUCAGCAGCUGAAGAUGCAGACUUUCCUGAGAGGCAGAAGAGUGGGCUACUGGCUCAGCGAGAAGAAGAUGAAGAAACUCAAUUUCCUGGCCUUUGCAGAGAUGUGCAGGAAAAGAGGAAUAGAAGUUGUUCAGCUUGACCUGAGUCAGCCGUUAGUGGAGCAGGGUCCCCUGGACGUCAUCAUUCACAAGCUAACAGACCUGAUCCUGGAAGCAGACCAGAAUGACACCCAGUCCCUGCUGCUGGUCCAGCGUGUGCAGGAUUAUAUUGACGCUCACCCAGAGACCAUCAUUCUUGACCCACUUCCAGCCAUCCGAACUCUGCUGGACCGCUGCAAGUCCUACCAGCUGGUGCACAGGAUAGAGGACUGCAUGAGAGAUGUGAGGAUCUGUUCUCCUCCAUUUAUGGUGCUGAACAGUGAGUGUGGCCCAGACACGCUGGAGCAGAUCAAGCAGCACAGUCUUACAUUCCCUUUCAUUUGCAAAACACGGGUUGCUCACGGAACUAACUCUCAUGAGAUGGCUAUAAUAUUCAACGCAGAGGACCUAAAGGACGUGAAGCAACCGUGUGUCAUUCAGAGUUUUAUAAACCACAAUGCCGUGCUCUAUAAGGUGUUCGUGGUAGGCGAGUCGUACACUGUGGUGGAGAGACCAUCACUCAAGAACUUCCCCUCUGGACCGUCUGACAGAAAAGCGAUUUUCUUUAAUAGCCACAAUGUGUCCAAGCCAGAGUCGUCCUCUGACCUCACAUCUAGAGAUAAUGUAGAAGGUGUUUCCCAACCACCAAAUGAGGGUGUCAUUAGGGAGCUGUGUAAAUCUCUACGGGAAUCUCUUGGUGUUUCGCUCUUCGGCAUCGACGUCAUCAUUAACAACCAGACGGGCCAACACGCAGUCAUAGACAUCAAUGCAUUCCCUGGGUAUGAGGGUGUCCCAGAGUUCUUCAAUGAUCUCCUCAACCACAUCAUCAGUGUCCUCCAAGACCACUCCUCCAGUGACCCCUCUGCCCCGCCCCCUUUAGGCGCAGGAGAGCGCAACCGCGCCCCAUCCCAGGAGUGCUGCGGCAUGCUCGGCAAAGAGUCGGACAGCAGCCCCUGGAUCGUGGAGGGCGACGGUGGUCUGAAAGGCCCACGUCAGAGACUGGUCUGCAACUCGGCCAUGUCCCCCAACUUCCAACAGCACUGCGUGUCCACGAUAGCCACUAAAGCCUCGUCACAAUAACUGCCGUGUCCCCAUGCACCCCUCGUCCCGCCGUCCUUCCCUGAACAAAUUGUGAAGACAAACUGAAUAGUAUACAAUAACAAUAAUAACUAUUAUACUGAUGAAUAUAUCUGUAAUCAAAAAUAAACUAUAUUGGGAAUAAUCAUGAUGUUGAUAAUGAGCAUUGGAUUCUAUCUCCUAUGCCUUUGUAUACGUUUUAUUUUUUCAUUUUCUUUCUCUUCAGUCUAACAACUCAGUACUGUAAUGCGAACUUUCGGGAAAUCAACAGUGAUCAGCAGCUAUUUUAUCUUUUUU